AUGGAUGAAGCGUUCGUCAAGGUGGAACCCGAAAGUGUCGCACUGCAAGAAUCGACCACGUACAGGAGUCUCAUUGGAGCACUUUUGUACAUCGCAGUAUGUGCAAGACCGGACAUCGCGGUGAGUACAUCACUGCUUGGUCGCCGAGUGGCCUCGCCAACCGAGGCAGACUGGACAGCCGCGAAGCGCGUCGUGCGCUACUUGAAAGGGACAAAGCACUGGCGGCUGCACUACGGCGACACUGAAGCUGGUCUGGUCGCGUAUUCUGAUGCCGACUGGGCCGGAGACCUGAAGACACGAAAGUCCACGUCCGGAAUGGUGUUCUGCUAG
Molecule: messenger RNA, 330 nt
Organism: Culex pipiens pallens (northern house mosquito)
Lineage: Eukaryota; Metazoa; Arthropoda; Insecta; Diptera; Culicidae
Exons: 1
Coding region: 1-330 (109 amino acids)
Source: RefSeq, a predicted model, not a curated record